Messenger RNA from Solenopsis invicta (red fire ant), 2069 nucleotides. RefSeq names its product UDP-glucosyltransferase 2. The record is from RefSeq and is a predicted model, not a curated record. Gene Ontology annotation, molecular function: UDP-glycosyltransferase activity. The transcript is spliced from 5 exons. NCBI's taxonomy places the organism in Eukaryota, Metazoa, Arthropoda, Insecta, Hymenoptera, Formicidae. Bases 222 to 1784 code for a protein of 520 amino acids.
CUGUAUACUUACGUUAUAUAGUCUAUCUUGUUUUCAUUUGACUCAUCCUAAUAUAAUAUCAAAAGAAUGCGAUUUAAUUAAUUUUUUUUUUUUUAUAUAUUUUGGUGAAUAAAUUUUAAGUUAAUUCUUUAAUUAACAUUGAUCGUAAUUAAUUAAGAUAACGAUAGUCAAUUCAUUAUUUUUGAGUGUUUAAAUCAAAAUUUAUAUAAAAUUACGGAAAAAUGCGCGUGUUAUCACUGAUUUUCCUUUGGUUGUUGUAUCUGUCAAUUUGCGAUGGAUAUCGUUUGCUCGGACUAUUUCCUUUUCAAAGCAAAAGUCAUUUCGCUAUGGCCGAACAACUGAUAAAGGGCCUGGCUCGGAAGGGCCAUCAGAUCGACGUGGUCAGCAGUUUUCCGUUGAAGAAGCCUUAUCCAAAUUACACCGAUAUCGUGACAGUGCCAAUAACUAUUGAGUUGGUGAACAAAAUUUCCUAUGAAAUAAUGAAGCGCUCUUUCAGUGUAAAUCCGACGUACGCUAUUGGGACGGGAGCAGGUAACGAUCUCUGCAAACUUUUAGAAAAUCCAAAAAUAAAAGAGUUGGCGCAGCCAAAAAAUCCACCUUACGAUGCAGUGAUAAUGGAGGUUUUUGCCGCUCAAUGUUUCGGUAUCAUCGCCCACUUAUUGAAAAUUCCAAUGAUCGGGAUUGUUCCCAUAGGAAUGCUGCACCCAUGGCUACCUCACAUAAUUGGUCAACCUGAGAAUCUGGCCUUCGUGUCGAAUGACAAUUUAACCGCCCCUUUAAGUUUCGGGAAACGUCUAUGUAAUGUCUUGUGCACGCUUCACAACAAGUGGUAUUUCGAUUACUUGACGACACAGGUACAAGACAGGUUGAUAAGGAAGAACUUCGGACCGGACAUGCCGAGUGUACGAGAAUUGGAGAGAAAGUUGUCGCUGAUCCUUAUCAAUUCUCAUAUCACGCUGCAUGGGAUACAGCCGAGGACACCUGCCGUGGUGGACGUGGGAGGCCUUCACGUCCAGACCGAGAACGAAACGUUGCAACCCGAACUAAAGAAAUGGAUGGACGACAGCAAAAAUGGUUUCAUAUAUUUCACUUUUGGCUCGAUGAUGAUGAUCGAGACGUUUCCACGCGAGUUCCUGAAGGUCCUUUACGCCUCCUUAGGCAAAAUAGCACCCGUGCGGGUUUUAAUGAAGAUACCAUUUCCAGAGAAAUUGCCACCCGGUUUGCCCAAAAAUAUUUAUAUAUCUUCUUGGCUGCCGCAGAUUAUGAUAUUAAAACAUUCUAAUGUAAAACUCUUUAUCACUCAUGGCGGACUCAUGAGUAUGCAAGAAGCGAUAUCGUGCGGUGUCCCAAUGAUCGGUAUACCGCUUUUCUUCGAUCAAUUUAAUAACAUCAAUGCAUGCGUCGCCAAAAACAUUGCCAUACGACUGGACGUCGAUACAAUUACCGAAAAAAGCAUGGAUGCGGCCUUAAAUGCAAUAUUAAAAGACCCUCUGUACAGGGAAAAUGCGCGGAAUCUAUCUCAACGAUUCCUCGAUCGACCAAUGAAUGCUAUUAACACAGCUACUUAUUGGAUCGAGUACGUCAUCAGGUACGGCGAAAAUUCUCUGCGUUCGCCCGCGGUGGAUAUGACCUGGUGGCAAUUGUCUCUCGUCGACGUGUUCGGAUUUCUCCUGCUUUGCGCAACAAUCGUUAUCAUUGUAGUAGUAUUCAUUGCGCAAUUCAUGUUGAAGUUGAUACACAAAGAUACUACUACAUUAUAUUCAAGAAAGUUAAAAACAAAUUAAUCAUUAAUUAUUAAAAAUUGUGUUGCACAUUUUGCUUUUUAUAAUAUUUAUUGUAUAUUUCUGCACAGAAAUUUAUCAAAGAAAAGAUAAUUAUAUGUCUUACUUAAUAAAAAUAUUAAUGAGGGAUAUAAUAAAGGAGAUUCGCAUUUGUAUCGAUGCAUAAAUCGCACUUCGAUAUUCUCUAACAAAUAUUUAUUAAACGUAAUAUAAUUUUUCGAUAGAUUCUUUUUAUUAUAAAUCAUGCUCUAAGUAAUAAAUAUCUUUUAACACAGUCUAAACUAUUAA